Messenger RNA from Lingula anatina, 2697 nucleotides. Its product is annotated as soluble guanylate cyclase 88E. NCBI's taxonomy places the organism in Eukaryota, Metazoa, Brachiopoda, Lingulata, Lingulida, Lingulidae. Gene Ontology annotation, cellular component: guanylate cyclase complex, soluble. Gene Ontology annotation, biological process: cGMP biosynthetic process; response to oxygen levels; nitric oxide-cGMP-mediated signaling. The record is from RefSeq and is a predicted model, not a curated record. Gene Ontology annotation, molecular function: guanylate cyclase activity; heme binding.
UCCUAGGACACCGGAUCCUAGUAUAUAAAUCCUCUGCCACAGCACCUCUGGAGAGAGGCUUUAUAGAGAAAAUGGUGAACUAUUAUCUUACAAUUUUCAUCUGACGACUACAAUCGUUAGUGGGAGCGGAGUGACAAUUUACUAUACUAUACUGUUUACUAUACUAUAAAGAUCUGUUCACCCUGGGCAAGACAACGCUAACAUGUAUGGCCUACUCCUAGAAAAUAUAUUCGACUACUUGAAACAAACAUAUGGCAACAACGUUGCCGAUGAAAUACGAAAACGAGCAAAUAUUAGCCAGAGUAAUUUUGUCACCCACCAAGUCUACAGUGAGACCUUGAUUCCCCGAGUGCGAGACGCUACCUACGCCAUUACUGGAACCCCCAAAGAUGAGUUGAUGGAGCAGUUAGGAGUGGCAUUUGUACACUAUGUUCGGCAACAUGGCUACGAACGAGUUCUCAAGGUAUUCGGCCGUCAAAUGAGAGAUUUCAUCAAUGGUUUGGACAAUCUUCACGAAUAUUUACGCUUCAGUUAUCCUAAACUUAAACCCCCUUCCUUCGUCUGUCAAAACGAAACCAAAGAAGGACUAACUCUCUAUUAUCGAACUAAGAGGAAAGGGUUUUUAUAUUACGUUAAAGGUCAAAUCAGAGCCGUUGGAAAUCUCUUUUACAACACUGACGUUGACAUUGAGGUAAUAAGUCACACUGAAACAGAGGAUUUAACCCAAGUUGUAUUCCAACUCAAGUUUGACAAUAGCAGUUUCGAGGACUCCGGCACGCAGAUAACAGCAGAAAAGACCUACCUGCCGGUCAACUCGAAAAUCUUCUUCAAUGCAUUCCCGUUCCAUCUUGUAUUUAAUCGGGAUAUGCUGAUUAGGAGUGCAGGUAAAAUUCUAGAGCAAGUUUUAGAGAAGCUGGAAGGAAAGCAAAUUGACACAGAAUUCAGCAUGUUGCGCCCUCUGUUAGAAUUUACCUGGAAAAACGUUAUGUCUCACACCAAUAACGUGUUCACACUACAAUCCGUCAAUGAGACCAUGGCACUGAAGAAGGGCGGAACAGACUAUGAAGUCUGUCCCGUUUCCCAUCGUCCCACCUACCUGCGUCUGAAGGGACAGAUGAUGUACGUGGAGGAAUGGGACUCCAUCUUAUUUCUGGGAACACCAAUCAUGGAGAAUCUUGACGUCAUGUUCCGGGCCGGUCUCUAUAUCAACGAUCUUAGUAUGCACGACUCCAGCAGAGAUUUGGUGUUAGCUGGAACACAACAGUCUGCAGAACUCAAACUAGCCUUGGACCAAGAACAGUCAAAAAACAAAAACCUGGAGGAGACGAUGAAGAAGUUGGAUGCAGAAAUGAAGAGAACAGAUUCGUUGCUGUACCAAAUGAUCCCAAAGACUGUUGCUGAUCGUCUGCGUAAAGGAGAGCCUGCCGUUAACACCUGCCAGAGUUUUGAAAGUGUCACCGUGUUGUUCAGCGAUGUUGUAGGGUUCACUACUAUCUGCAGUCAAAUAUCUCCCAUGCAAGUGGUGGGCAUGCUGAACGUGAUCUACACAAUAUUUGACCAACUCAGUGAGAAGAACCAGGUCUAUAAGGUGGAGACGAUAGGGGACGCUUACAUGGUGGUGGCGGGAGCACCUAUCAAAACCAAAUACCACGCGCAUCACAUCUGUAACAUGGCGUUUGACAUGUUAGACGCCACGCUAAACCUGGAAAAUCCUUCAUCUGAAGGAAACAUGGCCAUACGUAUAGGCGUUCACUCGGGUGCAGUGGUAGCAGGUGUGGUAGGGAUGAAGAUGCCGAGGUACUGUUUGUUUGGGGACACGGUGAACACAGCCUCUAGGAUGGAGACCACGGGAGAGGCAAUGAAAGUACACGUCAGCGAAACAACAAAGCAGCUCAUUGACAGCGGAGAGGGCUACGUGCUGCAUGAGCGAAAAACGCUUCAAGUUAAGGGCAAAGGCCUUAUGAAGACUUACUGGUUAGCGGGAAUUCCGGGCCGGGAUCCCACCAAAUACGCCAAACUGGCGUACAAAGCUGCUCUGUGUCCGAAGACAGAAGAUAGUCUGGCAGAGGAACCGUUUGAAGAGAGAACAGAAGUGUUUUCUCUACUCGGAGAGGUCGACCAGACAGAUGUAGUUUCGUUAGUCUGUAGUUAUAGCGCCUCCCAUGCCAGUUUUACAGGCGAGGAUCUGCAUGCCAGCAGAAUGAAUGAUUUCGGUAAAAGACGCGGAAAAGAGAAAGAAGUUAAUGAUCUCAACAUUUCGAUGAAUGAUAUAAAUAGAGACAAGUUUAGAUCGAAAGUCAUUUUACAUGUCGAUCACAAUGAUACUGAAGAUGAAAACACACGAGAGAACGUGUUGCCUGUCGGCAGGAGCAAAUUGUGUUUUAUUUUAUGAAAACAAAUCGAUGCAUUUAGUAGACUAGAAGCAGGACCAUGCCCUACUUUAGUCGCUUUGCCUGUUGUUUAAUUUUGUUCUGUUAUAUAUGGUUUUGCCAACUGUACAUCCACGUGAGCUGUGCAAAAAAUCAACACGCACACUUGCUUUUUUUCUGAUGUGAUUUUAAACGUUAAAUUGUGUUAUUAAAUUAUAUUGAUAUACUGGUUCUACAUUCAGCUUGGUUUGUCUUUAGUGAAUUUUUAAUCUUUAUCCCAAGUACGUUACGGGCUUACAACACCCCAAUUCUCGCACAACAACACAAA